AUGUCAUUUACGCGGUCGAGAUCUAGCAGCAUUCCUGUGCCAGAAAACGCUAUACAACAACGAGCCUGGAUUUCUGACGCCUUUCAACCCUAUCGCUUUCCACCACAAUUGGGUCAGGACACCAUCGAUCCUGUCGAUGGUCUUGUUCAUCGCAUCCAUUCCCGCUUCCUGGGUGUCUCUUUACUACACUCUAGUACAAACCACAGUGCGAACGUUGCCUUUUAUCAAGUAACAAAGUAUGAAAUCACAGAGAUCGCCUCAUCGGACAAACAAGCCAAGAUCAACGAUCCAUCUACUGCAAUCAAUGACUUGACCAAGAAUGUUGGAAUCAAUUAUUUUGGAUCAGACCAGAUUCAAACAGAUCAUAGUGUCGUUCUAUCAGACUCUGUAGAUACUCUUCUGUCACUUUCAGAAGCACCUGUCAUUGCCAGGUCCGACAGUCAUAACAACCAUAACAGUAACAAUAACAAUAACAGUAGCAAUAAUAGCAAUAUGAUGAUGACAGAUGGUAUUCUUUUGGGCUCCGAAAAACCCUUGGCGGCUCUUCCACCCAAAAAACGCAAGCGACGCAGAAUUGUGCGCUUUGAUGUGGUGAUGUGUUUGUGUAGUCCGGAAGAAGUCCUGGCUAGGGACUCACUGGAACACAUAUCGGCCGAACAAGAGUAUUAUCUAUUUCCUCAUGAUGCUGUUCUCGAAACUCUCAACAAUGCACCGCCCUUUGAGGUUAUCUUUUCAUUUUAUCUUCCAAAGACAUCUGACCCUUCUGGACAUCAUUCGCUGUGUUCCUGUCAUGACCAUAUCCUAGAAACAUCUCAAGUAUCUUAUAAGACCAAGUUAGAAGAGUUUGCAGCUGUUUGUAGUAACAGCUGUCGUCUUACAUCUCCUACCUACCCAUCACAUCCUCAGCGCAGAUGGACAGAUCCUGGCUUAGAACGCCAGUUUAGACCUGAGUGCCAUAUACUGAACGUACGGUUCUCAAAUGCCUCUCGUGAACUGUAUAUGGCUGUGAAACAGGCGGUUUCCGGGUUUGAGGCUGCCUAUGAGAGAAUGAGGGACUUGAGAACACUUCACACACAGCUUGUUGCUAGUCAGCGAGCUGACAGCGUGCUCCGUUCAGAAACAAGAGUCGAUUUUACAAUUCCAACUGAAGAAGAUACAGGUUAUAUUCAUCGUACAACACUCCUUGAUGCAUGGAGUAGCAGUGAUGACAAUAGUUGGGAAAAGGAUUCCCAUGUUUACGAAGAAGACCGUCAACAAACCGAAUUCUUACAUUCUGACACCGCACUGUCUCCAAAACCAGCACUCGGGACACCGUUUGACUCCCCUCCAUUGAUUACUACAUCCGUAUCCACCAACAAUACAAAGCGAGCAGCACACCAAUGUGGCGCAGAGGACCACAAGGUGCCGGAACUCUCUGUAAUGCAUGUGGCGUCAAGUGGAAGCACGGAAAAAUCCUUUGUGGCGGCGGCAGCGGCGUUGGAGACAACAAUGGCGAUGGUAAUAAUGGUAAAUGACAAUAGUAAUAGUAAUAGUAAUUUUAAUGGUGGUGGUGGUGGCGGUGAAAAUCCUCAAUUACUUCCCAAAGAUUAUCGCGGAACGAAAAAGGCCGAGAAGAAACGAAAGAAGUCCGGAAGUGGAGCUAAAAAAGACAAGCGAGCAAAGGUCAAGGAUGCCCGCAAGCCAAUGAUACACACAACCGACGAAGAACUAGAAUAUGGGAACACUUACACAGAAGACGAUGAGAUGGAGAGUAAUAUUGAUGCGGCUAGGAACUUGAGUAUUUAUGAAGAUGACGAGAGUUUGCGAGCUCUCCGUCUGUCUCGAUCAUCAUCCGCUGCCGCUACCGCUACUGCUGCAGCAGCUGCAGUAUUUGCUAUGUCAGGCUCACGUGAAUAUGGCGCUAGAAUGAGAUCUUCAUUUGAAGCUCACAGCUGGUCAUCAUCUAUAUCUGACUCAUACAGCCCACCUCUUGCCUCAUAUAUAACACCUUCACUCUCAACACCACCAAGGCAACGUAGACACACAGCAGAUAUAUCUAUUGCAGAAAAGAUGGGUCUAAGUUCAUCUUCAUUCACAAUGUCUGCAGGUGUAGAUGCUGUGGAGGCAGCUGCAGUCUUGACUUUACUCAAAAGAAGUUAG
Messenger RNA from Phycomyces blakesleeanus NRRL 1555(-), 2139 nucleotides. RefSeq lists its product as hypothetical. The record is from RefSeq and is a predicted model, not a curated record. The coding region runs from base 1 to 2139 and encodes 712 amino acids. NCBI's taxonomy places the organism in Eukaryota, Fungi, Mucoromycota, Mucoromycetes, Mucorales, Phycomycetaceae. The transcript is spliced from 6 exons.